GGGGGGACUUUUUCACUGAUAGCGAAUGUAGAAUAUUCUUUAUCGAACUAUCGCUGGUUCAUUGUUUGCGACGGAUGCGCCGUAAAUGUUUGUCAUUUGGGCCAUUUUGUUUGCUUUCUUCUUUCUUGUUGCGUUUGGUGCGUGUUUCCCAAUUCGGCCUUCGAAGAUUACAUAAAUACCAAACACGGCCUGAAUUUAGUAGCAGUGAUUAGCUUCGUGGUUUUUGUUUGUACACAGGCUUGAAAAAUCGCUCAAUUUCAAGUUGAAAAGCGGGCGGAAAUUUCUUCUGAGGCUCCUUCUUCGAAAUAAGAGAUAAAGAUUGUUGUGAUCUCAAUGGUGUUGUCUACCUAGAAACAGCUCCACCAAAAAAUCAGUUCAUUCCGGUUCGUGUCGCAGUGUCGAAAUGGCACGGCUCCUGACGCUGCUAGUGGCUACGCUGUUGUGGCUUCACGUGGCCAACUCCCAGCAAGUGCAGUCCGAGGACAAACUCAUCUUCGCCCAUGUGCUCUACCGUCACGGGGACCGGACGCCGAUUGACCCGUAUCCCAACGAUCCGUGGAAGGAUCCGGCCCACUGGACAGCCGGCUGGGGCCAACUCACCAAUGACGGAAAGCACCGCCACCUGGAGCUGGGCCGUUGGCUCCGGAAGCGCUACGGCUCCCUGCUGGGGGCCACCUACACCAACAACGAAAUCUACGUCCGCUCCACCGACGUCGAUCGAACGCUGAUGAGUGCCGAAUCCAACCUCGCCGGUCUCUAUCCACCCGUCGGCCCAGACCGGUGGGAUGCGGCCAUCCAGUGGCAACCGAUUCCGGUGCACACCGUGCCGGAGGAGCUGGACGAGGUGCUGGCCGCGAAAAAGCCCUGCUCGGCGUUUGAUUUGGAGCUGAAGAAGUACAAGCAUACUGACGAAUUCCAAGCGUACAACAAGUCGCUGGAACCGCUGUAUGAGUACGUGACGGCUCACUCGGGACGUGCGGUUGACUCGCUGACCAGCGCCCAGAACAUUUAUUCCUGCCUGCACAUCGAAGAACUGAACAACUUUACACUGCCAGCGUGGACCGCAAAGGUCUAUCCGGAACCACUACGUUCCAUUUCGGCGAAAUCGUUCGCCACCAAAACCAACACCCCGCUGAUGGCACGCCUCAAAGCCGGUCCGCUCGUCAAGGAGAUUCUCGAGCGCUUCCGGGCCAAGCUCAACCGAAAGCUCAAGCCGGACCGGUCGGUUUGGGUUUACAGUGCACACGACACGACCGUGGCCAAUUUGUUGAACGCGCUCCGCGUCUUCGACCUUCACAACCCACCGUUUGCGGCGUGCGUUCUGUUGGAGUUGCGCCAACCUUCCGGCGGUGCCGAGCCGUACGUUUCCGUUUACUACAAGAACAGCUCGGCCGAACCGACGCUGCUGACCGUGCCCGACUGUGGCCAACGGUGCCCGCUAAGUCAAACCUUCAAAGUCUACCAGGACAUUCUGCCGGAAAGCUGGAAGCGCGAGUGCCAGGUUUCGUUCCUAUCGCUUACCUACGUCGAGGCGGACGUGGGCACAUCCGGCGGAAUUAUCGGACUGGUACUGGUGGCGUCCGUGGCCGUCCUGGGACUGGUGAUCGCGCUGCUGACCCUGUACCGGAGGCGCCGCGGUGGCUAUCACAACGACAAGUGGUACCUUCGCAUCGACGGAUAAUGGCAGGAGAGGGGCCCGCACGAGGUCACAACCGAAGAUCUGGAGGAGGUGGACGUUUGAGAAGGCGCAUUUAACUCUGGUGGAGAGCGAGAGGAACUCUUUAGAAACAAUCCUAAUUAAAUAUCAUCGUGUUAGUGAGAGAAUGUGUGCGAGAGAGAGAGCGAAUUGACGGUAUAUAUUCAUAUUAUAUUGAACAAAAUUAUUGAAAAUGUUUUAUUGGACCUGUUAGAGAAUACAAGAAGAAAUCAGAAAAUGUUCUAUUGAUAGUGAAAUUCCCGGGGGAGAAGAUUGUUGCUUGCUGUGAGACUACAACUGCUAAGGUUCGAAAUAAAUUGAUAAAAA
Culex quinquefasciatus (southern house mosquito) is the source of this 2023-nucleotide messenger RNA. RefSeq names its product prostatic acid phosphatase. Bases 404 to 1681 code for a protein of 425 amino acids. The record is from RefSeq and is a predicted model, not a curated record. Gene Ontology annotation, biological process: dephosphorylation. NCBI's taxonomy places the organism in Eukaryota, Metazoa, Arthropoda, Insecta, Diptera, Culicidae. The transcript is spliced from 5 exons. Gene Ontology annotation, molecular function: phosphatase activity.